Athene cunicularia (burrowing owl) is the source of this 1578-nucleotide messenger RNA. RefSeq names its product arginyl-tRNA synthetase 2, mitochondrial (gene RARS2). The coding region runs from base 120 to 1559 and encodes 479 amino acids. NCBI's taxonomy places the organism in Eukaryota, Metazoa, Chordata, Aves, Strigiformes, Strigidae. Gene Ontology annotation, molecular function: ATP binding; arginine-tRNA ligase activity. Gene Ontology annotation, cellular component: mitochondrion. The record is from RefSeq and is a predicted model, not a curated record. The transcript has 18 exons. Gene Ontology annotation, biological process: arginyl-tRNA aminoacylation; mitochondrial translation.
GUGAACUUUACAAUAAACAGGGAAUUAUUAGCAAAGGCCUAGAAUUUGGAAUGAGGGUCACAAAAGUUUCCUUACCAGGAAAGAAUAUAUCACUUAGACAUGUAGUCCUCAUUUCUUGAAUGACUGUGUUGCAGCAGGUGUUGAAAGAUGGCUCAGAGUAUGGAGUAAAAAGUGAACUUUUCUCUACAGUGCCUAAACAAAAGGCAGUGAUUGAGUUCAGCUCCCCUAAUAUUGCCAAAAAGUUUCACAUAGGACAUUUGCGUUCCACAAUAGUAGGGAAUUUUAUAGCAAAUCUCAAAGUUGCACUGGGACAUGAAGUAAUAAGAAUGAAUUAUCUUGGUGACUGGGGCAUGCAGUUUGGUUUAUUGGGUGUUGGUUUCCAACUCUUCGGCAACAAAGAAAAGCUAAAAACCAGUCCUUUACAACACCUUUUUGAGGUGUAUGUGCAGAUUAACAAAGCAGCUGAAGAUGAAAACACAAAAAAGCUGGCUAAGGAUUUCUUUAGAAAACUGGAGGAACAUGAUGAACAGACAUUGUCACUUUGGAAACAAUUUAGAGACUUCAGUAUUGACGAAUACAUCCGAAUUUAUAAGCGUCUAGGAGUGCACUUUGAUGAAUAUUCUGGAGAAUCAUUUUACCAAGAGAAGUCCAAGGAAGUUCUAAAGAUGUUGGAGAAUAAAGGACUCCUUCAGAAAACAAUAAAAGGGACAGGAAUUGUGGAUCUUUCAGAAAAGAAAGACCUCUCAUCGUUUUCCACUGUCAUGCGUAGUGAUGGGACAUCUCUUUAUAUAACAAGAGAUCUUGCUGCUGCUAUAGACCGAAUGAAUAAGCAUAAUUGUGAUACUAUGAUUUACGUGACAGAUAAGAGUCAAAGUAAUCACUUCCAGCAUUUGUUCCAAAUACUGAAGCUCAUGGGUUAUGACUGGGUAGAAAGGUGCCAGCAUGUGUCUUUUGGUCUAGUUCAAGGGAUGAAGACUCGGAGAGGAGAAGUAAUUUUCCUGGAAGAUGUUUUAAAUGAAGUUCGCUCAAGGAUGUUACAAAACAUGGCUUCCACAAAAACAACCAAAGAGAUAGAAGACCCUAUGGAGACAGCAGAGAAGGUUGGUCUUGCGGCACUAAUAAUUCAGGACUUCCGUGGCCUUCUGUCAUCAGAUUAUCAGUUUAGCUGGGAUCGAGCUUUUCAAAGUCGUGGAGAUACAGGCGUAUUCUUGCAGUACACCCAUGCCAGGCUCCACAGUUUAGAACAGAUGCAUGGGAAUGAGCAGCUAACUGACAUUAAUGUGGCGUGCUUGCAAGAGCCAGAUGCCAUCUCUGUUCUUCAGCAUCUUCUCAGGUAUGAUGAGGUCCUGUAUAGAUCUUCUCAGGAUCUGCAACCCAAACACAUUGUCAGCUACCUCCUCACACUCAGCCAUCUGGCAGCCAUGGCACAUAAAACCCUUCCUGUGAAAGACAGCGCCCCUGAACUAGCCCAGGCAAGGCUCUGUCUCUUCCAAGCUGCACGCUCGGUUCUAGCCAACGGAAUGAAACUUCUUGGCAUUACACCUGUAACUCAAAUGUAAUGAGGCUCUAUUUGCAAUG